Fusarium odoratissimum NRRL 54006 is the source of this 912-nucleotide messenger RNA. RefSeq lists its product as uncharacterized. Lineage: Eukaryota; Fungi; Ascomycota; Sordariomycetes; Hypocreales; Nectriaceae. The transcript has a single exon. The record is from RefSeq and is a predicted model, not a curated record. Bases 263 to 757 code for a protein of 164 amino acids.
AUCGACGAGCUCGCAGCAGAGAAAGAGCAAAACAAGGCCCAGCUGCAACGCAUUCUUGACAGGAUCUACAGGAAUGUCGCCAGAUACGGUGAUGCCUCGGAGGGCAAGCAAAGUGUUGAAGCUUAUGUCUACGACGGAUGGCGAGGCCUCCUGAACACCAUUAACGCUAUCCUGAGACUGCCUGCUACCGACUUUGUAGGCACCAGGAUGUAUUUGUUUCUCAGUGCAGAACUCAUCCGUCAUCCCGGUGUCCCCAAAUAGUAUGAAGACGACACAGCAGAUGAGGAUCUUGCGGAUUUAUAUGAGCUUUGCACAGAGGCUGAUGAUGUCCUCCUCGGCGCCCUGCGCAAGAUCUGGAUCUGUAGCGGACAGACUGAAUUAUUUGACUGGGUAUUCACAGAGCACCGAAUCGACAGACCGAUCAGACAGUUGGAUGCUGAAAUUGCCGUGUUUCUCUCACUCCAAGGGUAUAAGCGCCGCUUCAGCAAAAGACAAAAGGGAGAACGGUAUUACUAUUCAGAACCGAACGACAAGGAGAACUACAAACUAUACACAGGGCCGAAACCGCGAUGGCACUCAGAAGGAACGGGCUUGGAUCCGGACUGGAACUGGAAGCUCGAAGGAAACGCCAAGCCGAUCACGGGUGGCAUUCCCUACACAAUUGACCUUCUGGAUGAUAGAGGGAUACAAUAGACGAUUGGGUUUACGUCUUCCGCCGCUCUUGGCAGUUUUGCCUGGACGCGCAGCAGAUCGCUGAAGGAAACCUCGGUUCCCAACGACAAGAAUUCCUAAACACGAUUUUACUCCGUCACCGCAUCCCGCGAGAGAUUCACAGCGAGAUUCUAUCUCAUCUCACGGACCGCGAACCACUCCCUUACCUCAAGAAACUCGACAUUGGUGCAGCCUACACCC